Molecule: messenger RNA, 1551 nt
Organism: Lachancea meyersii CBS 8951
Lineage: Eukaryota; Fungi; Ascomycota; Saccharomycetes; Saccharomycetales; Saccharomycetaceae
Source: the annotation of a GenBank genome assembly
AUGUCCAAGGAACAGUACGAGAUUCGCGACCUCGAAAAACACAACGGGUCGCGGUCCGACGAGGACUACCUCGACUCUCACUCGCAGCCCGUUGUCGAGACUACAGAGGUCACCCAGCUCUCGUUCGUGGACCGUCUGGCCGCCAAACUGCGCGCCGAAACCAAGGGUAUUGAUCCGAUCACUGACGACGAAAAGAACGAUUCCUCCAUCUGGAACGCGGCCUCCAUGUGGUUUUCCGCCAACAUGGUCAUCGCCGCUUUUGCCUUGGGUGUGCUGGGCCCUGUGAUCUUUGGCAUCAACUUCUGGGGCUGUGUGCUUGCCAUCGUGCUCUUUUCUGCGCUUGGCGUUUUGCCCGUCGCCUUCUACUCCGUGUUCGGAGCCGAGCUCGGCUUACGUCAGAUGGUCCUGUCACGUUACCUGCUCGGCAACGUCACUGCACGUGUUUUUGCCCUCAUCAACGUGGUCGCGUGUGUUGGCUGGGGUGCUGUCAACACCAUCGCGUCCGCGCAGCUGCUUCACAAGGUCAACCCAGGCGGAGCUCAAUGUCCGCCAUGGGCCGGAUGCCUUAUUAUUGUGCUGUCGACCAUUGUGGUCACGUUUUUCGGGUACCGCGUCAUUCACGCGUACGAAAAAUGGUCCUGGAUCCCCAACUUUGCAGUUUUCCUAGUCAUCAUCGCACGUCUCAAGAUCAACGGCUCGUUUUCCGCGGGUCCGUGGAUCCACGGCUCUACUACCGCGGGAGGCGUCCUAUCGAUGGGCAGUGUGGUGUUUGGGUUUGCCUCCGGAUGGACCACCUACGCGGCCGACUACACCGUGUACAUGCCACGCACCACUAACAAACCCAAGGUUUUCUUCGCGGUGAUGGCCGGGCUGAUGUUCCCAUUGUGCUUCGCGAUCAUCUUAGGCGCCGCAGCCGGGUGCGCCGCGCUCAACAACGAGACGUACCGCACCUACUACGACGACGGGGGUGUGGGUGGACUCGUGUACGCGAUCCUGGUGCCCAACUCCGUCGGCGGUUUCGGACAAUUCUGCUGCGUGCUAUUGGCCAUGUCCACGGUGGCAAACAACAUCCCCAACAUGUACUCGAUUGCGCUGGGCACACAGGCGAUGUGGGAGCCCCUGGCCAAAAUUCCGCGUGUAUUUUGGACCAUGGCGGGUAAUUUGGUGACCCUGGCCAUCGCGAUCCCUGCGUACUACAAGUUUUCCGAGUUCAUGACCAACUUCAUGGACGCCAUCGCGUACUACCUGGCCGUGUACAUCGGAAUCUCGCUCAGCGAGCAUUUCAUCUACCGCAAGGCCCGGUUCUCGAACUACAACGUGGCCGAUUGGGACAACUGGAGCGCGCUUCCUUUGGGUGUGGCUGGGUGCUGUGCAUUGUUCGUGGGCGCCGUCGGUGUGGCGCUCGGAAUGGUGCAGACCUACUGGGCCGGUGAACUCGGCCGCAAGAUCGGCGAAUACGGUGGAGACAUCGGGUUCGAACUGGGAUUAGCGUUUUCCGUCAUCACUUAUAACAUAAUAAGACCAUUUGAGUUGCGUUGGUUGGGCCGUUGA